AUGGUGAGAGAUGAAAAGACUGAAAAGGCACAAUGUACACAGACUGUUGACAUUCACGAGGGAUUGGUUGCUGCUGAUGCAUACCCUACCCUACUCCGUACAUAUUAUUACCCAUUUAACGUUUUUUCGGAUGAGGGUGAAACCCAUCAAGGCACAUCCCUAUCUGUGCCUGCCCAAAGAGGACGAAAUCCUACUUCUAACAACCUUUUGCCUUUGAUUGGUUUGAUCUCCAAGAAUACCUCGAAGUACCGAGAAUAA
Messenger RNA from Sclerotinia sclerotiorum 1980 UF-70, 258 nucleotides. RefSeq lists its product with no specific name. The transcript has a single exon. Lineage: Eukaryota; Fungi; Ascomycota; Leotiomycetes; Helotiales; Sclerotiniaceae. The record is from RefSeq and is a predicted model, not a curated record. Bases 1 to 258 code for a protein of 85 amino acids.